AUGCCAGUUCCUACAGGUAGAGGGGUUGGUAGUAUAACGUUUGGAAGUGGUCGUCUAACUUUUGGGAAUGGAGGCUCAACAAGUACAAAUAAUGGUGCCCCUUCUAAGCCUCCAAGUCGAUUUAUCUAUACCAAAGGCACAGAAAUAAAAGGAUUAGAUGGGUUGAGUACGACUAGGCCGAAGGAAGAGACGUCACUCGGGAUUACAAAGGAGACUUUACCUAAAGUCCUUGAAGCAUUUGAAGAAUAUUUAUACGAAGGCAGCCAACAGGUAAUGGGACCUUACAUCUUUCUCGCCGCCGAUGGUGCCUUCCGUGUCCUAAACGACCUCAGCGUAACCACAACAGAGAUAAAUAUCUGGUCAAUGUCUAACUUAGACUGCCAAACCGCGAAUAACGCUGGUAAAAUAUUCUCCCAAACCACUAUGGGGAGGUCCUACAACCUCAAUUUCGACUUCUUCAACAGUGCGCUAAGCUCCAACAUGGCCUACUACGACGGUUUAAAACUCUUCGAAGCAUACGCAAAGAACCCAGAGAUCCUACCAAUGUGGCAAAGUGAGAAGAAGUGGCUUACAUUAUACUCGUUACCGAUUGAAUGGCAGAUUCAGACAAAACUGGUGAAAAUGUCGAUAUGGUAUAAAGCCGGGCUGACGUAUGAUGAGAAGUACUUGAAGGAUUUGCAGCAUGUUCUGAGUUUGAUGUGGAAGAUGUCAGAUAUGGGGAAAGAUAAGAUGGAUAUAUCUGGGGUGGAAGGGUGGUUGUUGGAGUAUCAGGUUCCUGGGAAUAAAUUUGGGUACACUAAAGGGCUAUUGGAAACUAUUAAUACGAAGUUUGCAAAGUAUGUGAAGAAUGGAGGGAAGUAUAUCCCAUAG
Orbilia oligospora ATCC 24927 is the source of this 870-nucleotide messenger RNA. RefSeq lists its product as uncharacterized. The record is from RefSeq and is a predicted model, not a curated record. Bases 1 to 870 code for a protein of 289 amino acids. Lineage: Eukaryota; Fungi; Ascomycota; Orbiliomycetes; Orbiliales; Orbiliaceae. The transcript is spliced from 2 exons.